AUGACUCUCUACGAACAAGCUCCCCUGUGCAUUGCUGGCUUUGCGUUGGUCAUUGUCGUCGUCGCCUAUACGUGGCAGGUGUUGAACAGCCCCAUUUCUAAGGUUCCCGGCCCUUGGCACUCAAAAUGGACAAGUCUUGCGAGCAAAUAUCAAUUUCUCGUGGGCAAAGAGGCUUACUAUGUGCAUUCACUACAUCAAAAAUACGGCCCAAUAGUUCGCAUCGGACCUAAUGAGGUUGAUAUUAGCGAUGUCCAGGCUGUUCAGACGAUCUACGCCAUCAAGUCGGAAUAUACCAAGACAGAAUGGUACAAUCACCUAACCUCGUUGCCUGUUAGAAACUUAUUUGAUGCUACUGAUUUGGAGUAUCAUCGACGCCAUCGCCGACUAUUGGGUGCAAACAUGACAGAGUCAUCGCUAAAGACAUUUCUCCCUAUCAUCGUACCCAAGGUUGACCUAGCUAUUCUUCGCAUGCGUGAGGAGAUGAAAACUCGUGGGGUGGUCGAUGUCUGGAAAUGGUGGCUCUUCAUGGCCACAGACAUAAUUGGCGAGUUGACAUUUGGGGAGUCUUUCCAGACGCUUGAGCAGGGACGAAAAAGUGCGUAUACCGAGCAGCUCGAGUUGGUAGCGCCGUUGAGCGCCAUGCGGUCCAUGUUUCCAAACCUAGCAACUAUUGUCAAGGCGUUACCCAUCCCCAUUUUCAGGCAGGCAGUUGAAGGGACGAAGAAACUUCGCCAGUACUCGAUGGAUUCGCUCUCUCGCCAUCAACGCCUUGUCAACUCGGAUCCCACUCGGGCAAAGCAAUCUCUUUUCACCAAGCUCUACAAAGCCGUUGAUGAGAACGAACUGAGUUUUGAGGAGCUACUAGCUGAAGCUCAAGGCUACAUUGUUGCCGGAAGCGACACAACAGCCAACACCCUGACAUACCUUGUCUGGUCUGUCGCACGCCGACCGGAUAUCAAAGCAACCUUGUUGAGCGAGCUCAGACAGUUGCCUGCAGACUAUAGGGAAUCUGAUCUGCGCCAGCUUCCGUACCUCUCCGAGGUGAUUGAAGAGACUCUGAGGAUGUACUCUGCCGUCCCCGGGGGUUUGCCGCGCAGUGUUCCUGUUGGGGGGGCCGACCUUGCUGGGUACUGGUUACCGACCGGUACCACUGUAAGGGCCCAGUCCUACACCAUGCACCGCGACCCCUUUGUGUUCCCGAACCCGGACGACUUUCAUCCUUCGCGAUGGAGAAAGCCUACCAAGGCUAUGUUGGACGCUUCGAUGCCUUAUGGUAGGGGGUCACGAGUUUGUAUUGGAAAACAUCUUGCUUACAUGGAGCUUCGUCUUGCUACAGCACGCUUCUUCCUCGCGUUCCCAGAGGUUAGCGUUUCCGCAAAAGAGGGUAUGACUGACGAGGACAUGCUGGCCAAGGUCUUUUUUCUUCUAUUCCCACAGGGCAAACGAUGUCUGCUGGAGUUAUGA
Messenger RNA from Clonostachys byssicola, 1464 nucleotides. Lineage: Eukaryota; Fungi; Ascomycota; Sordariomycetes; Hypocreales; Bionectriaceae. The record is from the annotation of a GenBank genome assembly.